Molecule: messenger RNA, 969 nt
Organism: Lactuca sativa (garden lettuce)
Lineage: Eukaryota; Viridiplantae; Streptophyta; Magnoliopsida; Asterales; Asteraceae
Source: RefSeq, a predicted model, not a curated record
AUGGUGAAUCUACAAGGGUUACAAGUCUUAGAUUUGGGUGAUAACAAGUUUUCUGGAAAAAUACCAAAAUGGAUUGGAGAAAAACUUAUAGCUUUGGUAGUUUUGAGGUUACACAAAAACAACUUCACCGGUAGAAUCCCUCGAUCUCUUUGCAAAAAUACAAAUCUUCAAAUCUUGGAUCUUGCAUAUAAUAACUUAACGGGGACCAUCCCUCGUUGUGUAGGAAAGUUAAACGGCAUGAUUGAGAGUCACAUUCUCUCAAGAAUUACGUAUCCUUUCAGUAUGAAUGAUGAUAAGAAUGUGAUUCAGGUCAUGAAAGGUGUUGAUCUUGAAUAUACAACUAUCUGGGAUAUAGUUUAUAACAUGGACCUUUCAAGCAAUAAACUUGUGGGGAAAAUACCGGUCGAGCUAACUACACUUUCUAUGCUGGUGGGUCUGAAUUUGUCUAAUAAUCAUCUGAGUGGGGGUAUUCCAAUGAGCAUUGGAAACAUGAUGAAUUUGGAAACUCUUGAUUUCUCAGAAAACGAGUUGGGCGGAAGGAUCCCUUCAAGCAUGGCAGCUUUGAACUUUUUGAGCCAUUUGAAUCUGUCACACAACAACUUGUCGGGACAAAUUCCAACAGGAAAUCAACUGCAGACGCUUAUUGAUGAUCCAUCAAUUUAUGCUGGGAACAAAGGUCUAUGUGGACCUCCACUGCCAAACAGUUGCUCAAAUCAUCAAGAUCCCACAACAACAACAACAACAAGCAAAAAGAAACACAAAGCAGCUGAGCAGACCAGAGUAUGGUUGUUUUACGUGGACAUAAUGAGUGGUUUUGCAACAGGGUUUUGGGGUGUUAUUGGAGUUCUGUUGUUCAAGAAGCAUUGGAGACAGAAGCUUUUCAUGUUUGCUGAGGAAAUGGUAGACAAGAUAUAUGUUGGAGUCAUGGUAAGAGUUGCCAAAAUCAAGAGAGGAAGAGAAGCUGCAUAG